AUGCCCGGCUCCCCCGGCCAGCCCGACGGCGGCGGCGGGGGCGCGCGCGGCGGCGGGGCCGGGGCGGCGGUCGGGGGGGACCCCAGCCCGGGCCCCCCGCUCCCGCCGCCGCCGCCGCCGCCGCCCCCGCCCGAGGGCGCCGAGGAGGCCGCGCCCGCGCCCCGGCCGCCGCCCGAGCCCGACGACGCGGCCGCCGCGCUGCGCCUGGCCCUGGACCGGCUCUCGGGGCUGGGGCUGGGGGCCGCGGGCGACCGGGACGAGGAGGCGGCGGCGGCCGCGGGCGGCGGCGACGGAGCGGGGGCGGCGGCCGGAGGCGCGGACGGUGGGGCCGCGGCGGAGCCCGCGCCCCCCGACGGGCCCGAGGCGGGCGCGCCCGCGGUGGCCGUGGCCCCCGGCCCGCCGCCGCCGCUGGAGCCCGACGUGAGCCCGCCGCCGCCUCGGCCCUCGCCGCCCGACGUGUUCGCGGGCUUCGCGCCCCACCCCGCGGCCCUGGGCCCCCCGACGCUGCUGGCCGAGCAGAUGAGCGUGAUCGGCAGCCGCAAGAAGAGCGUGAACAUGACCGAGUGCGUGCCCGUGCCCAGCUCCGAGCACGUCGCCGAGAUCGUGGGGCGCCAGGGGUGUAAGAUCAAGGCUCUGCGCGCCAAGACGAACACAUACAUCAAGACGCCGGUGCGUGGGGAGGAGCCGGUCUUUAUCGUGACCGGCCGCAAGGAGGACGUGGAGAUGGCCAAGCGCGAGAUCCUGUCGGCCGCCGAGCACUUCUCCGUGAUCCGCGCCACGCGCAGCAAGGCCGGCGGGCUGCCGGGUACGGCGCAGGGCCCGCCCAACCUGCCCGGACAGACCACCAUCCAGGUGCGCGUGCCCUACCGCGUGGUGGGGCUGGUGGUGGGGCCCAAGGGCGCCACCAUCAAGCGCAUCCAGCAGCGGACGCACACGUACAUCGUGACGCCCGGGCGCGACAAGGAGCCGGUGUUCGCCGUGACGGGCAUGCCCGAGAACGUGGACCGGGCGCGCGAGGAGAUCGAGGCCCACAUCACGCUGCGCACGGGCGCCUUCACCGACGCCGGGCCCGACAGCGACUUCCACUCCAACGGCACCGACGUCUGCCUGGACCUGCUCGGGGCGGCCGCGGGCCUCUGGGCCAAGGCCCCCAACCCGGGCCGCCGGCCCCCCGCGCCCGCGGCCGGCCUCCGCGGGGACGCGGCGCUGGGCGCGCCGGGGGGCCCCGAGGCCUUCUACGCCGCGGGCAGCCGCGGGGGCCCGCCCGGGCCGGCGCCGGUGCCCGACGCGGGGCCCCCCAGCCCCUACGGCGCAGCGGGCAACGGCGGCCUCACCUUCGGGGGGGACGGGCCCGGGGCCCCCGCGGGGCCGCCCGCCCCCGAGGACUGCGACUUCGGCUUCGACUUCCUGGCGCUGGACCUGACCGUGCCCGCCGCGGCCACCAUCUGGGCCCCGUUCGAGCGGGCCGCGCCCCUGCCCGCCUUCGGCGGCUGCUCGGCCGCCGACGGGGCCGCCGCGCCGCCCGCCCCGGGUGCCCGGCGCAGCAGCGGGGCCGCCACGCCGCGCCACUCGCCCACGUUGCCCGAGCCCGGCGGCCUGGGCCUGGAGCUGCCGCUGGCCCGCCGCGCCGCGCCCGACCCGCUGGGCGCCCUGCCCUGGCGCCCGCCGCACGGCCCCCUGGCCGCCUUCCCCGCCGCCGCCGCCGCCGCCCGCCCCGCGCCGGACUCGGGCGGCCCGGAGGGCGGCCGCAAGCCCCCGGCCCCCGCCGCCGCCGCCGCCGCCCUGGCGCGGGAGUGCGUGGUGUGCGCCGAGGGCGAGGUGAUGGCCGCGCUGGUGCCCUGCGGCCACAACCUCUUCUGCAUGGACUGCGCCGUGCGCAUCUGCGGCAAGAGCGAGCCCGAGUGCCCGGCCUGCCGCACGCCCGCCACGCAGGCCAUUCAUAUCUUUUCCUAGCCGAGCCCCUCGCCGCGCCCGCGGUCCCUCCCGGGGCCGUGCAUGGGCGCGCGCCGGGCCGGGCGGGGAGGAAGGGGCCGGGCCGGGCCGGGGGGCGGGGGGCCGCGGGCCGCGUGGCCAGUGUUUACAGACGAGCUUUAACUCCGGUCCCAGGCGUGGAGACGGCGGCCCGGCGGCACCUCAGUUCUUAACAAAUGACAGUAUUGAGUCGACAGGUUACAAUAAACCAGAGAGAAAAGGCCUGUUUGCCUACUUGCACUUUUUAUUUAAGACACCUCCCCACCCCAGGGUGAUCUUUUUAAGAAAAGAAAAAAAGAAAAAAACCACGAUUUUUACAACGCUCGGUUGUCCUUCUUUUGUAUGUAGCGGCUAUCGAUUUGACAGUGUUUUUCUCACGGUCUCAACCUCGGCAGAAACUUCCAGAAGGAGGCGGCUCCCUUUUGGGGGCCGACUGGUUACCCUUUAGUAUGGAAGCGGCGCAGGCCGGCGGGGGGCGGGGGGCAAGGGGCGUCCGGAACUUUUUUUUUAAAUUAUCAAUCCUCUUCUACUGUGGUUUCUGUUGACAGUUUUUAAGUUUGGGGUUUUUUAUUUUUAACUUUUACUUUUUACCUCUUGUGUAUAUGUAGGGAAUUUAUAGGGAAAUAUGUACUUUAUGGAAUAAAUUUUAAGAAAACUAAAAUAUAUUUUAUUUUAAAUAAAGUAACGGACCUUUAAUCUUACACAGCUAAAUUACUGAUUAUAUAUAUUUGCUGAGCUGACCCAAGGGUUCAGAAAAUUGUAUCAAGAGUUUUAUUUUUUGACUUCAAAGCCUUCUUAAUAAAGUCUUUUUACUACA
Hippopotamus amphibius kiboko is the source of this 2788-nucleotide messenger RNA. RefSeq names its product mex-3 RNA binding family member D (gene MEX3D). Gene Ontology annotation, molecular function: RNA binding. The record is from RefSeq and is a predicted model, not a curated record. Lineage: Eukaryota; Metazoa; Chordata; Mammalia; Artiodactyla; Hippopotamidae. The transcript is spliced from 2 exons. Bases 1 to 1953 code for a protein of 650 amino acids.